Messenger RNA from Anopheles stephensi (Asian malaria mosquito), 2727 nucleotides. RefSeq names its product histone-lysine N-methyltransferase SETD1B-like. The coding region runs from base 1250 to 2500 and encodes 416 amino acids. The transcript has 4 exons. The record is from RefSeq and is a predicted model, not a curated record. NCBI's taxonomy places the organism in Eukaryota, Metazoa, Arthropoda, Insecta, Diptera, Culicidae.
CAUUUUUAUUGCAUUCUAGAAAACGCAUUUCGCACCUUGUCGAUGGACGAUGCGAACGAAUGUGUGCGCGCGUCGUAAGGAAAUUAAACUUAAAUUUAAUUGUUGCACUGCCGAACGUGCGAUGCUUUUGGCCUAGAUCAUAGCGUAUAAGGUGCCAUAAGUUUACAGGAUGCUAGCGAUGAAUUUUAUUGCUCCCCAAUCCGUAUUAAGCCGUUUCAUCGCAUCGAACGUCAUAAUUCAAAACACGGUGUUUGCUAAAAAAGAAACAAAUCGCCAAUUCUUACGGCGGUGUCCACCGAUGCGUAACUGAAUGGCAAAUGCUUUUUUUUUUUUGUGAGUCGAUUCUCUUCUUCACAGGAAGGCGCGCACACCACAAAUCCGUCUAUUAAAAACUAAAACCGCUAUGCUUCCGCGACGGGGGCAACAUUUGAUGCCGGGUGCUGUCCUGCUCGUUUGUGUGCAGCCGUAUUUAGAAUGCUAACAUAGUAGACGGGCUCCGUUCUCGCCGUAGUGUUGCCAGUUACCUAGCAACGGUUCUCGGCAGCUGUGGCGGCUCAUUAGCUUCGCUACAUUGCGACAACAACUAUGGUUUGUUGUGCCAUAACGGACAGAUUCAGUGUGCUGUGCGAACAAGUUUGAAUAGAAGUUAGUGCACGUUGGAUGCGGUAUUGCGUAGCAACGGGAGCGCCAAAAGCCUAGAAGAUGCCAAUCGCGGUGCCAAGAAGUUACACGGCUAGACUGAAUCGGACGUUGCCAGCGUUUUGCCCGAUACGGCCGAAGAAAGUGUUCAAAGUGGAAGCAACCGGGCAAGGUGAUAGAAGAAGUGGUGGUGCGGAAGGAUGUGUUUUGUAAAUUUUUUUUUUUUUUAAGCGGUGUGAUGUUUGCAAUCCAUUUUUCCGUCCGUUUGUGUUGUGAAUUGUGCAGCCAUUUAAUAAUGUGUGUGUUUUUUCUCCAAUAUGGUAGGCGUGAAAAAGGGUUUCGGUUUCGUAGAGCCUGAAGCAACACCGAACUAUCUUUGUGCCAACUAUCUGCAGCGAUUAGUGAAAUCUUUGGCACAGAUGUGGAAAAAGAGGCUAAAGAAAAAGCAGUACUAAGAAGUGUGCUGCAUCUGCAGAUCGCCAGGAACGUCCCUUGGAGGAGACCUUCCGUAGUCAUUUCGUUUUAGAAUCAUCUAGCAUCUAGCGCACCAUUCGUCCAACGCACGACCAGAGGAAUUAAGAAGCGUCGGCACCAUCGACUCAUAUGAACCAUGCCGGCGUACGCUGGGUUCGACAGUUUUGCAUCGUCCCGCCGGACAGCGGAAUCGAUCUACUACACCGCCAAGGAGUACGAUUCGGCCGAAGAGUCCGAUUACGUGCGACGUGCGAUCUUCGAGGACGGACCGAACACCAUCUUUAAUCGGCGAUAUGUCGAUCCGUGGGAUAUGGAGAACUAUGUCUACAUUCGCAAACAGGUGAUGGAUCCAACGUCCGAGUCCGAGGUGCCACCAUCACCAGCCGGUGAACCGAUACAGUCCAAGUUCUACUACGUGCCCGGUGAGCUGAACGGCAAUGGGCUCGAGUGUCGCGAUUGUUCCAGUGCCGAGCUGAUCGAUCCAGAGUUCGAAACCGAUGCACAGGGCGAAGAGAUGGAACGCGAGAGUGCUGUGCUGCUGCCGGAGGAUGAACUGGACGGUGAACCACACCACCACCCAAUGGACGAGCGUCCGAGUGAGGUGGAGGAUGAGGAACAGAUGCACGGCGAGGAUGAUGAGGACGAGGAUGGAUUCUACACCGAACGAUACGAUACCGUUAUGGACGAGGAUAGCAUCGGAGGAGAUGAACAUGUCUACAGCUCAUACACAGAUCUGGAAACCUCAUCGACGGAGCAACCAAGCUCGUGCGAUAGUUCGAUGUCGGCUCUGCGACUUCACACGCCCGGUUUUGGCAAGAGCGCCUCCAGCAGACGCCCCAUAGUCCUGCCAAAACCGCUGCCCCAGCUAGAGUUUCCCGGGCCACCGUCGUACGAGUAUUACGAGCCAAGCUGUUGCUAUAUGCCACUGCCACCGCCGCCUCCACCACCGCCUCCGCCGGCACACUUUCACCAUCAGCACCAUCACCAUGGACAUGGAGCCCUCCCGCUCGGACCACCGCCGUCCGUAACCGGGACGAUCCUGUCCGACCAUCACAACUACUACACGCUCAACGAUUGUCUCGAGUGUGCCCGGCAGGAGGCGGAACAUGUGCCGCUGUACGCCACGACGAGCAGCGGUGGAUUGCCCGCCGCCGCCGUGGGCAGCCCCACGAGGCGCCGGUCCCGCAGUGUCAGCGUCGUCAGCCAGAGUAUGAGCCUUGCUAGGCGCCCGAGCCAGAUGCUAGAUCCGGCCACCGCCAUUGCGAUCGCAGCGACCAACGCUAACGUAUGUUACACGCCGCAACAUUUCAGCUUAAGCAAAAAGGGUCUGCUGCAGAUCGACUACUCCUGCAACUGGAACAACCUGGAUCGAUAUAUCGCCAAAUAGAAUCGAACAGGAGAGGGUAGAACGAUUGGUGCUUUCCGCUCUUUUGCACCACAAAAAAGGCAACACAUUUAGGGGAUAAGAUAAUUUAAACCAUUCAUUGCGGUAAAGGUUAGGCGAAGAAGAGCGCGAACGGAUUAUCUAUUACACUAGCGACUAGCGCAGCACGACCGGCUAGCGGAUACAUGUAUGAAAUGUAAAUACAGUUAAGCAAAUAAUUGUUCUUUUAA